GCGUUUGUUUAAUUGGGAGAUUAGCUGCGUGGAAUGUUCUUAAUUACGUCGUCGCCAAACCUCUCUGCUAGCUAGUACGGUGGCGAGCAGUGUUAGCUGCCGCGCGGCACGGCUUGCCAGCGCGUGUUCCCGCGCUAUAUAAGGAGCUCCCCGGCGUCGCUUUCUCCUCCACAGCUUUAGCUACGAUCGCGACGCACGCAGCUAGCUUCAGCUGAUCGCGAACGAGCUCACAUUGGUCGAUCGGCGUUUGCAUCUGCAUUGUGCAUUGCAAAACGAUCGAAUUAGAAAGACGUGCAAUCGUAUUGCGCGUUCGCGAAAAAGGAUCGAAUUCGACGGAGCCUCUUUAAUUCACGCAGAACGCGAUGAAGCAAAAGAUGGUGAUCAAGGUGAGCAUGCCGUGCGGGAAGUGCCGGUCCAAGGCCAUGGCGCUGGUGGCGGGGGCGACCGGCGUGAGCUCGGUGGAGGUCACCGGCGACGGCAAGGACCGGCUGCAGGUGGUCGGCGACGGCGUCGACCCGGUCUGCGUCGUCAACCGCCUCCGCAAGAAGAUCGGCCACGCGGAGAUCGUGCAGGUGGAGGAGGUGAAGGAGAAGAAGCCGGAUCUGCCCAAGAAGCCGGAUCCGCCCAAGCCGGAGCCGCCCAAGCCGCCGGUGGUGUGCUACCCUCCUACUCCCUACUACCACCACCACUACGGCGGGCCGCCGCCGCCGGUGGUCUUCUGCGACCAGCCGAGCCCGAAUGGCACAUGUUCCAUCAUGUAAUUUUUGUUUUGGAGUAGUUUCUUCAUCAUCAUCAGCGAUUAAGUACAGCAAUGGAGCGAAUGAAGCAUAUUAGGCAGUUGAUCAAUCAUAUCCUGCAGAGAGAAAUUCGAGUUGUAAACAAAUUUUAGUUGAAUUUCAAGCAGUUCAAACAGAAUUUAACCAAGUUUGAGAACAAAAUACAAAUGUAUAGUUCAAAAGAAAUUUCCGGAGUAUCCGAGAUAGUGAGAUUUUAAACCAUCUAUCUUAAA
Messenger RNA from Oryza sativa Japonica Group (Japanese rice), 1009 nucleotides. RefSeq names its product heavy metal-associated isoprenylated plant protein 16-like. Lineage: Eukaryota; Viridiplantae; Streptophyta; Magnoliopsida; Poales; Poaceae. The record is from RefSeq and is a predicted model, not a curated record. Gene Ontology annotation, molecular function: metal ion binding.